Molecule: messenger RNA, 153 nt
Organism: Cooperia oncophora
Lineage: Eukaryota; Metazoa; Nematoda; Chromadorea; Rhabditida; Trichostrongylidae
Source: the annotation of a GenBank genome assembly
GGAGGUGUGGUUCUGGUAUCUCACGAUGAGCAACUUAUUGAAAUGGUUUGCAAAGAAUUGUGGGUGGUGAAAGAUCGAAUGGUCGUCAACCUAGAAGGAGGCCUUGAGGAGUAUCGUAAGCAGGUUUACAAACAACUACAACUGAUCGCCUAA